Messenger RNA from Penicillium alfredii, 1341 nucleotides. Its product is annotated as proline iminopeptidase. The transcript is spliced from 9 exons. Gene Ontology annotation, biological process: proteolysis. Gene Ontology annotation, molecular function: peptidase activity. NCBI's taxonomy places the organism in Eukaryota, Fungi, Ascomycota, Eurotiomycetes, Eurotiales, Aspergillaceae. Bases 1 to 1341 code for a protein of 446 amino acids. The record is from RefSeq and is a predicted model, not a curated record.
AUGGCUGCGAAACUGAUUGAUCGCCGAUUCCACAACGUACCGGGAAAGCUCCGGGUCGCGGAGCUCUUCUUCGACGUGCCCGUCGACUACAGUAAGCCCAAUGAUGGCACAUUGCGACUUUUUGCUCGCAGCGUGAGUCGUCUGAAUAAACCCGUCGAGCCCACCAAGGAAGAAACCAAGCUUCCUUGGCUGGUCUAUCUUCAAGGCGGCCCGGGCUUUGGAUGCGGUGCCCCGCAGAAUUACGGCUGGGUUGAGCUGGCGCUCAACAAAGGGUACCAGGUUCUUUUUCUGGACCAACGUGGCACAGGCUUGAGUUCUACCAUCACGGCAGCAACCCUUGCUCGCCACGGAAAUGCGAUCAAACAGGCCGAGUAUCUCAAGAACUUCCGCGCGGACAGCAUUGUUCGUGACUGCGAAGCGAUUCGUCGUUUCUUGACCGAGGACUAUCCCGAAAACCAGCGCAAAUGGAGUAUCAUCGGCCAGAGCUUUGGUGGGUUCUGCGCGGUGACUUAUUUGUCGAAGUUCCCGGAGGGACUGAACGAGGCUUUCUUGUGUGGUGGAUUGCCUCCCCUUGUUAAUGGCCCGGACCCCGUCUACUCGCGAACCUAUGAGAAGGUUGAGCAGAGAAACCGGGCGUACUAUGCCAAAUUCCCCGAGGACGUGGACCGCGUCAAGAAGAUUAUGCGCUACUUGGCAGAAAACAAGAUUGCCUUGUCUUCGGGAUGGUUGACCCCAUCUCGUUUCCAACAGUUUGGAAUCUUGUUCGGCUUCCAUGGUGGUCUCGAUUCUUUGCAUGAUAUCGUGCUACGAGUAUGGAACGACUUGGAGAUAUUUGGUUCUCUCACCCUCCCGACCUUGUCUGUAGUUGACAGCAACGGCGGCAUGGACAAGAAUAUCAUCUAUGCUAUUUUGCACGAGGCCAUUUAUUGUCAAAGACAACCAUCACUGUGGUCUGCGGACAGGCUGCGCGCCGCCAACCCGAUCUUCCAAAUCGACGAAUCGCAACCUGAGAUCUACUUUACCGGAGAAAUGGUCUACAAAGACAUGUUUGACUCUUACUCGGAGCUCAAACAAGUCCAAGAGACGGCAGCCAUUCUCGCCAACAUCGACUGGCCCGCGCUCUAUGACGAGGCCCAGCUGGCCAAAAACGAAGUGCCCGUAUAUGCGGCAACCUACAUCGACGACAUGUAUGUCCAUUUCGAUCUGGCGUCCAGCACUGCCGUCAAGAUCAAGGGCACCAAGCAGUUCAUCACCAACACCAUGUACCAUGAUGCGCUGCGCAGCAGGUCGGGCGAGGUCAUGCGCCAGCUCUUCAACCUCCGGGAUGAUUCAAUCGAUUAG